CAACGAGUUUGUCCGAAUGAAGGUGAUUGUGAAUAAAAGGAUUUUAGACCGUACGAGGCGCAUUUAGUAACUAAUCGUAUUUAAACGAGGGACAAUGUGUUCUCCAACAUCGCAAUUAACGUAGUGCAUAUUAUUUCGUGUGCAAAUACUGACGAACAGUAGUAUUUCAGAAGUAGUGUUAUUAGGUUUGCAGGUUAUGUCCGACUGACGACGGUGUCCAAACGAAAACAAUCACAUAAAAGAAUACUCGAGAAAUGGGGAAGUUCACAGUGAAUAAGAAACUGUGGCCCAUGAAGGGCCACUACUUCCUAUGGAAUGCAGGCACUGCACCCGUAACACCGUUCCUUUCGGUGUAUGCGAAGCAGUUGGGCUUUUCCGGAUUCGUCGUUGGUAUCAUAUACACAAUAAUGCCAAUAGCAGGGAUGUUUGCCAAACCCAUAAUGGGUGCCAUAGCGGAUAAGUAUCGAUGCCAAAAGAAAAUGUUCAUGACCAUGAUCGUGAUAACGGCGAUCGCCUUCACGUGCCUCCAAUACGUUCCUAAAAUAGAUGAUGGGCCUAAUUUUAAAGUCAGGUUGUACUGCGAAUACGGAGAGACAGCAUUCGAUACUUGCAUAGGCCCUAGCAACAUGACGAACGACCAAGCGUUAACAGCCAUAGUUAACGGAUUGCCAGGGAAGACCACCCAAUGCAGGAUGGCUUGUCCAUUGAAUACGAAGCAAUGGGACAUCGUCGCCGAUGGUUGGGGCGAGGAACAGUUUAAAGGCAGGGAAUCCGGCGUCUUCAAUUUCACCGCCCAUGCGCCUUUAGAAAAAGUGAUGCAAUUUAAUGCACCUUGCGUGUACUUCCGCAUCAUGAACGCGACCUUGCCCAGCGGAAGGGUGCAGCCUCCGAAGUGUUUGGGAGAUAACAUUAUUCGGACGAUCUGCGAUGUCUCGUGCGACAUGCACGAAGUCAACGCAUUGUUACCUAAACCCGUGCUCAGCGAUGAAAACGUUACAAGUUACUAUCAAUUUUGGUUGUUCUUAGGUCUCAUGAUAAUCGCGUGGAUUGGUCAGGCCGUUGUAGUGAGCGUAUCAGAUGCUAUAUGCUUUGAACUCUUGGCGGAUAAACCGAACAAGUAUGGGAUCCAGCGAUCAUUCGGUUCUUUGGGAUGGGGCGUCUUUUCCAUUAUAGCAGGUCUCGUCAUGGACGCGAUGAGUUCAGGGGAAGCAGAGAAAAAUUACACCGGAGUAUUUUACAUGAGUCUGGCCAUUCUUGUGUUAGAUUUACUGGUCGCAUCCAGGCUAAAUUAUGAUCAGAAAAAAAUGUCGGCCAGUAUUUUGAGGGACGUAACGCGGCUGUUGGCGAAUAUUAGGAUUUUCAUUUUCAUGUUAUGGUGCAUCUUCGUCGGCCUCUGCACGGGUCUCAUCUGGAAUUUCCUGUUCUGGCUGCUCGAGGAGUUGGCAGGAGACAACAAAGAAUGGAUGAAGACGCUCGAGGGUUUGGUUAUGGCCAUACAGUGUCUGGGUGGUGAGCUGCCGUUCUUCUUCCUCUCCGGAUGGAUCUGCAAGAAGUUGGGACACGUGCACUCGAUGACGCUAAUCCUUCUCGUCAUCGGCAUUCGGUACAUUCUGUAUUCUAUUCUGACCAAUCCGUGGUGGGUUUUGCCCAUCGAACUGCUGAAUGGAAUCACAUUCGGUCUAUUUUACGCGUGUAUGGCUUCGUACGCUAGUAUUGUCGCCCCGCCUGGAACCUCCACCACUGUUCAGGGUUUGGUCGGUGCCGCCUUCGAAGGAAUCGGCGUUUCGAUCGGAAGCUUCCUCGGUGGUUACUUCCACGAUAAGUACAGUGCUUCGAUAACAUUCCGCAUCUUCGGGAUAGCCUCGUUAAUCGCGUGCCUGCUGCACGCUUUAGUCCAAUAUAUCGUAAUGAGACGAAGCUCUAACAAAGAUUUCAGACAAUACUCUUCGUCCAGGGAAAACUUCGAGAUUUUCGCCGACGAGCAGCAGGAGUUGACGCUGGUGGAAGCCUACUGAGCGGCGCUGUCUAAACGUCCUUUGCAACAUUGUGAUAUUCCUUUAGGAUUAACAUUCACCGAUUUUGGAUACUAACGAAAUUCGCCUUUGGAUAAACUUUACGACAUUCCCCAAAAAAUAAUUUACCUUGCACGAAGUUAACUUCUAGUCACCUGUUGUCUCGCAUUUAAAAUAUAAAUCUCAAGAAUCGAGUUUACAGUGAAAUAUCUCUUUGGAUCGGACAUAAAUUUUAUGAAAAAUGAAAUAAAAGGGACCACAAACUGAACUCGUAAUUGAGAAUUAUCCGUGAGGGAAAAAGCUCACUCAAAUGAUGGAUAUGGCACCGAUUAAAUCGAUUCGAAAAGAUGAAAAUGCAGAGUGAGUAGUCAAUUAGAUUAAAAUUAGUGAUACAAAAUUAAAGGGCCUAAAUAAAGCAACUCAACGAGGAAGUCAUGGCAACGUAUUUUUUUAUAAUGCCCUAGGUUACCUGUAAAGUAAGAAAACGAAAAUCACUUUUAUUUCCUACAUACUUAUACAAUGGAUUUGUACAAAGUUUAGUUAAAAAAAUAAAAAAUAAUUUAAUGCAUGUCACUGGAGUAGAGGGUAGCUCACAUCACUUCACUAAUCGAUGCACCAGAACUAAAUGACUCCAUAGACUAAGCACGGCGCUUGUCUAGUGCUCUCUCCAUUUACGUUUAUCCGUCUUAUCGGGCUCGGAACUGUACUUAAAAUGCCGUCGUCGGCUCGAUUUUGAACUGUGUAUUCCAAAGCAUACAAGAAAUUACAAAAAA
This is a messenger RNA of Nicrophorus vespilloides, 2785 nucleotides long. Its product is annotated as major facilitator superfamily domain-containing protein 6-A. Bases 255 to 2015 code for a protein of 586 amino acids. Gene Ontology annotation, cellular component: membrane. Lineage: Eukaryota; Metazoa; Arthropoda; Insecta; Coleoptera; Silphidae. The transcript is spliced from 7 exons. The record is from RefSeq and is a predicted model, not a curated record.